AGAUUACUCGAUAAAAGGCGGGUCGCAAACAUGGCCGACGACGAGUGGUUGUCUCCAGGAAGCAAAAUUUAGUUUGAAAAGGCUUCUAUACCAGCUGCUUCUUCCAAGGCUUGCAUUUUGGUGGCAGUGAACUGUUAUGGCCAGCAUUCGACUAGCUUUUGAUACCUCGGCGGGCAAUAAAACUCCACACAUUGUUCCACAAUGCUUCGAUCCAAAAGAUGUCGAUAACGCAACGACUAGAUUUACUCUGGCAAAUUACGAUGCGAAAGAUGGAGGGAUUCCCAUCAACUUUGGUUUGAAUUGCCUUGGAUGGAUGAUUGUAUUCAUCAUAUUCUGUGUGAUCAGAAGACUUGUCUGGGAUUAUGGAAGACUAGCACUGAUACAAAAGGAAGACCAGGGAUGGACUGAAAUGUUUUAUGGAACAAGGGGGGAAAGUUCAGAAGGAGAAAGCCCUGGUGUAGAGAGUAGUACCAAUAGCACUCCUGCAUCUGUCGACUUUCCGGAAGUGAAAAAAAAGGGUCUUUUCUCAUGGAUCCUUGUCUUCAUGCGAGUCACUGAUGAACACAUUCGACUGAAGUGUGGUAUAGAUGCAUUACAAUAUAUUGUAUUCCAGAAGCACCUUUUAGUUUACACUGUCAUAAUCUUCUGUCUUUCCAUUGGCAUAGUUUUACCCGUCAACUACUCUGGAAAAAAUGAGCCUGAGAGGAAUUCUUUUGGAGCCACCACAGUAUCAAACUUAAGACCAGACUCAAGUGUCUUCUGGAUGCACACCGUCUUUGCCAUCAUGUACUGUGUGUUGAUGGUGAUCGUGCUGCGGCAUUUUACCAAUCUGUUUGGAUACGAGAGUCGGGAUAAUUCCACAAAGACUAUAAUGAUCACUAAUGUCCCUAAAACAGUGACGGUAAACUUGAUCACUCAACAUUUUCGCGAGAUUUAUGGUGAUACGCAAAUCCUCGAAGUCCAAAUUGCAUUCAAUUUCAAGAAACUCAAAGAAGCCCAGAGGAAAGUACUUGCAGCGCAGAUGGGUCGUCAGCACUGUGAAGAGCAGCUUCAAAAGACUGGAGAACGACCUCUCACUGUGGUCAGCACCAACAAGCUAUCACCAUGUUGUCAGUGCUGUGGUGCCAGUCAUGUUGACGGCAUUGAAUACUUCACUGAGGAAGAAGAAGAUGGCAAAACAGAGGCUGAUAUGCAAAGACAGAAGCUGAAGAGUCUGGGAAUAGCUUUCGUGACAUUUGAAAAUGCAAAAGUUGUUGACAGAUGUCUCAAAGACUUCAACACAGUCAAACAUGGCAGUCCAGAGUCAUCAGUGUCCAGGAAAAUCUUUUCCGACCACUGGAAUGUGGCAAGAGCACCUGUAGCAGGAGAUAUCAUUUGGGAACAUUUAUCUGUGGAUCAUGAGAGCUGGUGGGCCAGAGCAGUGCUUAUAAACACGUUGCUGUUCAUAUUUGUGCUGUUUUUGACCACUCCAACUGUUGCGCUGUCCACACUUCAUGAGUUGGAAGCUAGUAUAGCGGAAAGCAACCCGAAGCUAGCAGUCCCUCCAAACCCAUUUCUCACCCAAUUCUUGCCCACUAUUCUUCUCUGGGGCUUUGCAGCCAUCCUUCCAGCAGUUGUUUCAUGGUCAAGUUAUUUUGAAGCGCACUGGACAAGGUCUAAACUUGAACACUCGGUGAUGUUAAAGACCUACAUCUUCCUAGUCUUGAUGAUUAUUGUUUUACCCUCUUUAGCUCUGACAAGUGCGGACGCCUUGUUUCAUUUGACUCUGGGCGGAAAGAUGCCGGAAUUCCAAAGUAGACUAGCUUGUGUGUUUUUGCCUAACAAUGGUGCGUUCUUUGUAAACUACCUCAUAACUUCAGCACUGAUUGGAACCGCGCUAGAAUUGUGUCGUUUUCCCGAGCUCGUGUCGUACGCAGGAAAUAUGGCUCGUGCGCGAAACGACGGAGAGAAAAGGCUUGCUCGUAAGGAAGCCGUGCGCGCGUUCGCGUACGGUCAGCAGUACGCGUGGAUGUUGGUCAUCUUUUCUGUCAUGGUGGUAUAUUGUAUCACGUGCCCUCUUGUCACGCCAUUCGGUUUGCUGUAUUUGGCGUUCAAGCACUUGGUUGAUCGAUACAAUCUUUACUUCAACCAUCGCGCUCCAGCCUACAAAUACGUAGAUAGUACCGUUCAUUACACGGCAGUGACGUUUGCCAUGAUUUCCACGUUCUAUCUCCUAAUAUCACUGUUAUUCUACUCUGUUAUCAGGCUAGGUAUCGAUGAUCCUCAAACAGUAUUUACUUUGGUCGUGGUGUUCAUCACAAUUUUCUUCUUCGUAGCUCGAGUAUGUUUCGGAAUGUUCAAACGAUUUGGACCUCACAAGCAACAACUUAUAACAGAUGCAGAACUGAAUGGCGCUGAUAUCUACAUUCCAGAGGCUUACCUCCCGCCAGUUCUCCAAACGACGCGCGAAAUGAAGGCGACCGGAAGUGAUGACAUCUCUCCGCCCCAGCUCACCAGGCGGAAGAAUUACGGCGCGACUCAGAAUGAUCACGUGAUCGAUACCUCGCAGCUGACGCCAAGUUCAGAAACAGUGUUGACUUUCACUGACGAAGACAGACACUAAAGUGUGAUGUGGCCAUGUUUGAAACUGGUUUAGUGAUAAGUUUGUUGACAUUUCUUACAGUACAAAACGUUUUGUUUUUCAUUUUUAAUGUAGACUAAAUUUAAGCAGCGACGUUGUGGAAACGGCUAGUUAAAUUUUGUCAGCGCGUUUUUGAAGGUACAUGUUUUUCUUCCAAAUUUGCCAGCGCCAACUGUGUAGAAAAGAGAAGUUUCUGCGGCCAUAGUGAAGUUUCCAGCUUAGAGAAGGUGCCCACCUUAAAAAGGCGUCUGCUUUUGAAAAAUUGGCGCCGUUUUAAAUCUGAAUAACUUAAUUUAGCAGCGAACUACAAAUUCGCAUUGCUUGUCCGUAUAGUUUUAUUUAAGUUAAACUAAAACAAAAAAUAGUUAUUAAGUAUUAAGAAAGUGUAUAAAAAUAGUGAAUUGCCUACACUUAAUUGGGUCUUUUUCGUUCGAGUUCCCUUCGUUAAGGUAUUCGGUUAUGUUCGGUAUUUUCCGAAGAUAUUCGGCGGAGUGCCUCGCAAUUUGGUUUUCAAUAUUUAUGUUCAUUUCGUUGAUAUCUUCAUAAGGAGUUUAAUUCAUAAGACAAUUUGUAAAGUUAUUUUGUGAAAGAACACGUCUUGCUUAUUGAUAAGCAUUAUUCGAGCACGUUACAUUGCUCGGCCUAGAACAAUUAUUUCAAAGUAUUUAGGUAAAUAUUAUACAGUAAUUUGUCGCAUUGUUGUAGCGACGGGUUUAGAAUAUGUUAUUGUUAGAUUAAUUGCAAAUUCAAGGUUUAAAGUAUGAAUUUAACCGAGCACGAACUAUUAACACAGAACUUGAUGAAUGCCUCAUUUCAACAGAUAUCCAGAUGUUUUGUGUGUAUAUGUUUUAAUUGUUCAAGUUACUUUGAGUUAUCGUCUCGGAUUCCCCUCUAAUUAAUAAUUAUAAUUUUUUUUGGAAAUUUUUCCGUUAGUAGUUCUGCUGAAAGUUAGU
This is a messenger RNA of Orbicella faveolata, 3573 nucleotides long. Its product is annotated as osmosensitive cation channel TMEM63C-like. Gene Ontology annotation, molecular function: calcium-activated cation channel activity; nucleic acid binding. The record is from RefSeq and is a predicted model, not a curated record. Gene Ontology annotation, cellular component: plasma membrane. Lineage: Eukaryota; Metazoa; Cnidaria; Anthozoa; Scleractinia; Merulinidae.